AUGUCGGGAACCCAGCCAGGAAGAGGACGUGGUCGUGGGUGGAGUGAUACUGUCCUCCCCUCCCACACUCGAGGAAGAGGGCGAGGUCAAAAUGCUCCUGCUGCACCAGCUCGCGGCCGUGGAGACAGCUCUGCGCGUGGUGAAUUUCGAGGAGGUACAGGCCGGGGCGGGGAGGGUCGUGGAGGUGGCUACGGAGGUGGCAUCGCGUCUGCAGUGAACAUCUUUUCUCAUGGGCCAGGCGACGUUGCGCAGCCAGAUUUGACCGUCAGGAAGAUCGAGAAUGAGAUCGAGAACAACGUGAGAGUGGAACGAGCCAAGACAUCUCCCAUUACAGCAAGACUGCCUCCUCGACCGGGCUUUGGUACCCAAGGACGAGAAGUGUUGUUAUGGACCAAUUAUUUCCAGAUGGUGGCAUACGGCGGCCUGGUCCUCCACCGCUACAGCCUGGAGAUAUUGCCCGAUCAGGCUGGGAGGCAACCGGCGGGAAAGAAAGCUCGUCGGAUCGUCGAGCUACUGCUCGAGGAGCACCUUGGUCAAGAUAGACCAGGGAUCGCCACGGACUUCAAGUCGAAUCUGAUCAGCUCGACCAAGCUCGAACUCGGCCCCGGCCAAGGCAUCUAUAACGUGGUCUACCGGACGGAAGAUGAGGACGACCCACAACCCAAUGCCAAACGCUAUCGUGUUCGUCUGGCCCUCACUGCUUCAUUGACCGUGUCGGAGCUGCUGGAUGAGCUGACUUCGACACGCGCCAGUGCGUUGCUGGGAUCCAAGGAAGAGAUCAUCCAAGCAUUGAACAUUGUGGUCGGACACCAUCCCAAAGCAGCGUCGCACAUCGCAUCCAUUGGAUCGAAUCGCCAUUAUGGGUUGAACGCCGCAGCCUCCGAUAGAGCAACACUGGGUGCCGGGCUGGCCGCCAUCAGGGGAUUCUUCAUCAGCGUUCGAGCCGCGACCGGCUGA
Capronia epimyces CBS 606.96 is the source of this 957-nucleotide messenger RNA. RefSeq lists its product as uncharacterized. The record is from RefSeq and is a predicted model, not a curated record. The coding region runs from base 1 to 957 and encodes 318 amino acids. NCBI's taxonomy places the organism in Eukaryota, Fungi, Ascomycota, Eurotiomycetes, Chaetothyriales, Herpotrichiellaceae. The transcript has 2 exons.